Molecule: messenger RNA, 1359 nt
Organism: Sorghum bicolor (sorghum)
Lineage: Eukaryota; Viridiplantae; Streptophyta; Magnoliopsida; Poales; Poaceae
Product: calmodulin-like protein 4
Exons: 4
Coding region: 612-1076 (154 amino acids)
Molecular function (GO): calcium ion binding; enzyme regulator activity
Source: RefSeq, a predicted model, not a curated record
GGUCUUUAGAGCUGCUGGGUGUGGAGUAAUCAAGGAGCCAUGCUACACCAUAUUACGUCUUUUGAAGUCAAAUUCCAACACAAAGGAACAGGUUCAUCCCGAGAAACUUGCUCUGUACUUGCAUCCCGGGACAGCAUCUCCAUCACCGCCUCUCGCUGCCCUCUUGCUGCAAUUCACCUGCUCUUUACAACGCCAGUUCCAGCAAGGCCUUGCGUGGCACAGAUGGUAGCGCCUUUUGUCUCAAGCUGCACUACGUGUGGGGCUGCCUGGACAGUGGCCGCUGUGCUGAGUUGGAGGCGCGGGCAAAGCGCCGGAAAUGAUUAGGAAAACCACGAGGACCGCCGUUUUUUUCCACAAAACCCACCGUCCAGUCAUCUUUACUUACUCGUCCAUCAGUUUCCAAGCACAGGAUGCUUCCGCCCUGCUUCCCUUCCCUACUCCCCUCCUUCCCUCCCUAUAUCUCUCUGCUUGCUCCUCGCACCAGCAGCAUACAUACCUCUUCACCUACCUUCUCAAUCUCGGUCUCUCCUCUGGCAACUGGCACCGGUCUAGUGACUAGUGUGGUUUUGGCGUGGCUAGUAUAGCUUUUCCUGUCAGGGAUUGGCAGUUGCAUGGACGGGCUGACGGACGAGCAGAGGCUCGCGUUCCAGGAGGCCUUCUCCCUCUUUGACAAGAACGGCGACGGAUGCAUCACCAUGGAAGAGCUGGCUGCGGUGACUCGCUCCCUAGGUCUCGAUCCGAGUGAUCAGGAGCUCAAUGACAUGAUGAGCGAGGUUGAUACGGAUGGCAAUGGAAUCAUAGAUUUCCAGGAGUUCUUAAGCCUCAUUGCCCGGAAGAUGAAGGAUGGCGAUGGCGAUGAAGAGCUCAGGGAAGCCUUCGAGGUCCUGGACAAGGACCAGAAUGGCUUUAUCUCCCCAAUUGAGCUGAGGACAGUGAUGACCAAUCUUGGUGAGAAGAUGACCGAUGAGGAGGUUGAACAGAUGAUCAGGGAAGCAGACACCGAUGGUGACGGGCAGGUGAAUUAUGACGAGUUUGUGCUUAUGAUGAAGAAUGCUGAGCGGAAAAUAUCUGGAUGAAGGGUGCAAUAUGAAACUAGUAGUCCUCUUGAUCGGAUUCUUAUGUCACAAAUCUAGUACUGUAAAUUGCAAUUGUGUGCUCAGUAUUAUGAUUGUGUUCUUUGAAGUGUUGUGAGCAGGUUGCCGUGUUUAAGGUUGUGCUCUGUUUCAGACUGGACUGUUAACUAUGUAAACAUUAAUUUUUAGAUUUCUAGAUUUGCCACAGAUAUCUAGAAGUUCAUGUGCACCCAUGCUCGUUGAUUCUUGAAGUUAUGCUAAGAAUCUAUGUUGUCUUUUCCAGUCA